Raphanus sativus (radish) is the source of this 726-nucleotide messenger RNA. Its product is annotated as protein S40-1-like. Lineage: Eukaryota; Viridiplantae; Streptophyta; Magnoliopsida; Brassicales; Brassicaceae. The transcript has a single exon. Bases 185 to 646 code for a protein of 153 amino acids. The record is from RefSeq and is a predicted model, not a curated record.
UCCUCUCUAGUCUUCCUCCUCCUCUAUAUAAAACCCUUCCUUUUUUUUUUUUUUUUGUAACUUGGGCUUUCAAAAACCCUUCCUUUCUCAUCUCCUCUGCUUACUGUUCUCUAAUCUAAUUUCACCUUUCAUUAAAAACCUAAACACUUUACCUUAUUAACAAAACACCUUGAGUUUCUGAAAAAUGUCGGAAGAAUUCGACGAAUCUGAGAUCAUUUUCCCCGACAACUGCUUCCCAACUCGCCGGCGUGAUGAAGAGAACGAGAAAGAGAAUCUUCCAGUUGACAACCGAGAAAACUCGAGAAGGAGACGGAGCAAAACGACGCCGUUGCCUUCACCGGCGGCAUUCUCGACGUCGCUUCCGGUUAAUAUUCCGGGAGAUAUGAUGCGGAGGUACUCGGAGGAUGAUGAAGAAUCUGAUGGAGGAAGGAAAAUGAUUCCGCCGCAUCUGAUCGUGGGACGGAGGACGGAAGGUUUUCAAAUGGCGUUUUCCGUUUGUACAGGUAACGGAAGAACACUCAAAGGGCGAGAUCUGAGCCGGGUUCGUAAUUCGGUUCUCAGGUUAACCGGUUUUUUGGAGGCUUACUUUCAGACCGGUUCUCUAUUUAUCAAAAUUUUCCAUCUUCCAAUUUUUUUCUCUCUUUAGCGGAAGAAAUCAGCGGUCUUAUUGUUUUUUUUUUAUAUAGUUUUAUUUGAAGUUCAAAAGGAAAAUGUUAAAAACAUUAA